AUGGGGAUCCAGUUUGGUUCCUUCAACGGCAUAUGCGAAACCGCGGCUCUCGUCAUAUGUCCGCUCAUAGGCACUGCCCAGGGCAUAGAGCCUUCAUGCUACAGCAGAAAUGUCGAGAUCGGUGGCAACCUCAUAUUUCAACCAGCAACGUGCUUUAUCCAUAUAGUAGCCAUUAUCAUGACUGGCAUCAUGAUCUUCCACAUUCGGAGCAAGUACACGGCUGUCGGACGGAAGGAAAUUCUGACCUUCUUCUAUCUCUACGCAAUCAUCGAGCUGCUGGCCCUCUUCCUGGAUUCAGGCAUCAUUCCGACGGCUAAUGCUAGCUACCCGUGGUUUGCUGCAGUUUACACUGGACUCGUAGCCGGAACGUAUUGUUGCCUCCUCAUCAAUGGUUUCAUCGGGUUCCAAUUUGCUGAGGACGGUACACCAUUGUCCCUUUGGCUUUUGAGAAUAUCCAUACUUGUUGUUUGGGGCGUUUCCUUCUUCAUCGCCAUUGCCACAUUCAAGGGCUACGUUGGCUUCCGUUACACAAAACCUAUUGGUCUCUGGAUCAUAUACAUUCUCUGGCCAUUAGUCUGUGUCGUCAUCUACGUCGUCUCCCAGCUCAUCCUUGUCUUUCGCACUUUGGAAGACCGUUGGCCCAUCGGUGACAUCGUUUUCGGUACUGCAUUCUUCACAGUUGCCCAGGUCGUGCUGUUCGCGUUCAGCGUCACUAUUUGCAAUGCUGUUAAACACUACAUCGACGGACUAUUCUUCUUCACCCUCUGUAUGCUUCUUAGCGUCAUGAUGGUGUACAAGUACUGGGACAGCAUUACGCGCGAGGAUCUCGAAUUUUCUGUUGGAUCAAAGGCGACAGUGUGGGAGGUCAAAGAUCCCCUGCUCGCAGGUCCUGACUAUGGCGAGGAAGACACAGCGAGCAAUUAUCAUGGCGGCCCUCCCGCUAGUCUUGUGGGAGGAUACAGUGGGAAGCAGUUAUACCAGAAUGCAGGACCAGGUGGACGGAGUUAUCCACCACCAAUGGAGCGAUACUAG
This is a messenger RNA of Sparassis crispa, 1032 nucleotides long. Its product is annotated as Chitin synthase export chaperone. The coding region runs from base 1 to 1032 and encodes 343 amino acids. The record is from RefSeq and is a predicted model, not a curated record. The transcript has 6 exons. Gene Ontology annotation, biological process: protein folding. Gene Ontology annotation, cellular component: endoplasmic reticulum membrane. Lineage: Eukaryota; Fungi; Basidiomycota; Agaricomycetes; Polyporales; Sparassidaceae.